AUGUCGCAAUAUAUAGGUAAAACAAUCUCUUUGAUCUCCAAUAAGGGUCUCAAGUAUGUCGGCUUGCUCGACAAUAUCAAUGCCGAAGAUGCUACCGUUGCCUUGAAGUCAGUCCGUUCAUUUGGUACGGAAGGUAGAAUGGCUCAAUCUGGAAGUCCCAACUUGGAAGUUCCACCUGGAAAAGAUGUGUACGAAUACGUUGUGUUUCGUGGAUCAGACGUCAAAGAUUUGACAGUGUUAGACACUCCUAUCGAUGACGUGAAGCCAGAAAACUACUACCAACAAUAUCAGCAUCCACCUCAACAGACACCAGUUGCCCCACAGCAGCAAGAACACGUUCCACCACAGCAACAACAACAACAACAACAACAACAACAACAACAACCUUACCAGCAGCCCACUGCAACAUCUACAGCUGGUCAACAACAGCAAUACCAUCAACAGCAGCCUACGAAAACCGCAACUCAGAAGCAAGCCGCUCCUGAGUCAAGACCAACACCAACUGAUAGGGCACCACAUAACCAACAAGCAGUCCCACAAUCACAGCCACAAGCUGCUCCUAAGGCAUCGAAGAGAGACACGGACGCUGACUUUGAUUUUGAGUCUGCUAACGCUAAAUUCACCAGAGAAGAACAGCCACAACAGGAAGAACAAGCUAAUUACAACAAGCAAUCGUCAUUUUUCGACACAAUCUCUUCGUCAACUGAUGAAAGAAAUGCUUUGAAAUGGUCAGAGGAGAAGAAUCUCAACCUUGACACAUUUGGUGAAGCUUCCGUAAAUAGGGAGAACAACAGAGGCGGAUUCAGAGGUGGCUACAGAGGCAGAGGGGGUAGAGGCAGAGGUGGUAAUGGUAACUGGAGAGGGGGAAGAGGAGGCAGAGGUGGCAAUAGGGGUGCAAGACAAGAGCCUAAACCAGAAUGGGCUUAG
Dujonia railenensis is the source of this 927-nucleotide messenger RNA. The record is from the annotation of a GenBank genome assembly. NCBI's taxonomy places the organism in Eukaryota, Fungi, Ascomycota, Pichiomycetes, Serinales, Debaryomycetaceae.